Molecule: messenger RNA, 1029 nt
Organism: Plasmodium relictum
Lineage: Eukaryota; Apicomplexa; Aconoidasida; Haemosporida; Plasmodiidae
Product: acyl CoA:diacylglycerol acyltransferase, putative
Exons: 10
Coding region: 1-1029 (342 amino acids)
Cellular component (GO): endoplasmic reticulum membrane
Source: RefSeq, a predicted model, not a curated record
AUGAAAAUAAAUGUGCAACCUAAUACUAUAAGUGAAAUAGUACCAAAAUUUUGUAAUAGUAAAUUAUAUGUUAGAAUAAAAAAUGAUAAUAAGUUCAAUAAAAAAUUAAAUGAACAAGAAAAAAAUGAAGUAAAUAAAGAGAAUGAGAAAAAUCAGGGAAAUUUAUAUACUCCCUCUCAACUAGAUAUAUGCGAUAAAAACUCCCCUAUUAUGUCUUCGAACUUAUAUGGAUUUAGUAAUUUAAUAAUUAAUGUAGGUUUAUUUUUCUCUUUGAUUAUUCCAGUUGUUAAUUUUUUGGAAAAGGGAUACUUUCUAGAUACUUCAAUGCACUCUUAUUUAUUUACAAAUUUAGAAUAUACUAAAAGAAAUCCAAAUGAUAAUCUUGUUAAUUAUAAAAAUCUAAAUAUAAAGAAUUAUAUAAAUUUUAUGAUAUGCCCUUCUUUAAUAUAUAAAUUUAAUUUCAAAAGAAUUAAAAAAUUUAGACUUAAAUAUUUUACUCAAAAGAUUAUAUGUUUGUUAUUGACUGUGAUUAUAGAAUAUACGACAUACACUGUUUUCAUUGCACCAACUGUAUAUCGCAUAAAUAAUAUAUCAUUUUUUGAAGCAGUAAUAAGAUUAAUAUUCCCAUGUUUAGUAAUUUUUCUCUCAUCCUUUUAUUUAAUAUUUGAGUGCAUUUGUAAUUUAUUUGCUGAAAUAACGAAAUUUGGAGAAAGGGAAUUUUACCAAGAUUGGUGGAAUAGUACAAUAUGGUACGAGUUUUCAAGAAAAUGGAAUAACGUUGUUCAAGCUUGGUUGUUUAAGCAUGUUUAUUUAGUGGCAAAAAAUAAUUAUAAGAUAGCUUGUUUUCAUACAUGUAAAUUUUAUUUAUUUUUUUUGAUGUUUUUACAAUUCCCACUUUCAUGGUUAGGGGAGAACUUUUAUAAAAAUAAACCAAUAGGAAAUGUAAUAUUUUGGUCUAAUAUUUUAUUAGGAAUGCCCUUAAUAUUUAUUCUAUAUGCUAAUGAAAUAAAUAAAAUAAAUUAUUAUUAA